AACAGUCGUAUAUUUGUAAUACUUUGUUAUUUAAGUGUUGACUCCUUCGUUCUGUUGUUGUUGACUUAUUAAUGACUUUCGAACUUUAAUACACAAUCAAGAAUAAUGGGUGUUGGCCUCAAACCAUUAGAGUUUACGGAUUGCUUAACCGAUAGUCCCUAUUUUCGAGAGAAUCUUCAUUAUCAUGAACGUGAAUUGGAGAAGACCAGCCAACAGAUUAAACGGCUCAUCAAAGAGGUCAAAGAUCUUUUGCUAGCUGCCAAAAAUUUGUCCAGAGCCCAGAGAGCAUUUUCCAAAACAUUGCAGAACUUUAGUUUUGAAUGCAUUGGAGAAACUCAAACUGAAGAUGAAACUCAUAUAUCUCAAAGCCUAAAGGAAUUUGGUAAACUUAUUGCAUCAAUAGAGGAUGAAAGGGAUCGCAUGCUUGAACGUGCUUAUGAUCAAAUUAUACUGCCCUUGGAAAAUUUUAGAAAAGAACAUAUUGGAGGUGUUAAGGACGGUAAAAAGAAGUUUGAGAAACAAACCAUUAAAUUUUGUCAAAGCCAAGAACGAUACCUAAAUCUGUCUACUAAAAAACAAGACAAUGUUCUUCAAGAGGCCGAUGCAACAUUGGAAAUGGCCGAAAGACAUUUUUGUCAAGCUAGUUUAGAAUAUGUGUUCUUACUUCAAGAAGUACAAGAGCGAAAGAAGUUUGAAUUUGUGGAAACUUUGUUAGGUUUCAUGUUUGGUUGGUUGACUUUUUAUCAUCAAGGUCAUGAAGUUGCAAAGGAUUUUAAGCCUUACAUGACUGAACUGCAAUUGAAAAUACAAAAGACUAGAGAAAAUUUCCUUGCUACCCGGGAUAAAACAGAAUCGCUUAUGAAUAAAAUGAAGGAUAUGAAAAAGUCCGCAGUGGAAACUGGUGUCAAUAAACUUUACACGCGAGAAGGAUAUUUAUUUCUAAUGGAGAAAAAAGCAUUUGGUACAACAUGGACAAAGCAAUAUUGUACAUAUCAGAAAGAUAAAAAGGAAUUCACGAUGAUACCUUAUAAUCAGCUAACAGGAAAGUUUAGUAGUAAAGAAAUUUUGACAUUGGCGUCUUGUGUACGUCGUUCGUCGGAUACAAUUGAGAAACGGUUCUGUUUUGACAUCACUACAAUUGAUAAACCAAAUGUUGUAUAUACAUUCCAAGCACUUUCCGAGGAAGACAGGAUAUUAUGGUUAGAUGCUAUGGAUGGUAAAGAGCCAAAUUACCCUGUAGUAGGUGCUGCAACAAAAUCUGAAGAAAAUAUUUUAGACGAAACAGGUUUCGUGUUUGUGUCAAAAUGUAUUGCAGCACUUGAAGAUAGAGGUCUUGAAGAACAAGGUCUAUACAGAGUAGUUGGUGUUGCAUCCAAAGUAAAUAAGCUUUUGGCAAUGGGUUUAGAUAGAAGGAAAUUAGAAAAGUUUAAUAUGGAUGAUCGUUUCGAAUGGGAAAGUAAAACUAUUACUAGUGCACUGAAAACUUAUCUGAGGACAUUAUCUGAACCAUUAAUGACCUUUCGAUACUAUAAUAGUUUCAUUUCAGCUGCGAAACAAGAAAUAAAAGAAGCGCGUGUAAGUGAUAUUCACAAUCUUGUCUACCGACUGCCGAAAGCAAAUUUCAAUAUGUUGAUUCUUCUCAUCAGACACCUGUGCAGUGUUGCAAAGAAGAGUGAUAAAAAUUUAAUGACAGUUGGUAACUUGGCCGUAUGCUUUGGUCCGUCUUUGUUAAGACCAGAAGAAGAAACGGUAGCCUCUAUUAUGGACAUUAAGUUCUAUAAUAUCGUAGUUGAAAUGUUAAUUGAGAAUUGCGAAAGAAUAAUUGCUGGCCCACCGCAAGAUACAAUACGCUCAACGCAGAUCACACAAAAUACCGCUCCCUCUAAAUCGCAACGUGUCAAUGUAGAGGAUGGGUCAACGUCGUCUGGAAAUGGCACUCCCUUCUUGAGAUACCCAAUGCACACUAAUAUAUCUUCGCCACAUGGACAUCUUGUCACAAGAUCUUACUACGAUGGUCCGUUAGCAGCUGUUACAAAAUCGUCCUCUGUCGACGACCGUAAAAAUGGCGACUAUGAGGAAACAGAACACACAGGUCACAGAAUGCAAACGUAUUUGGACAGCCGAAGUGGACGCGUGAAACUAACUAACGCAAAUCUUAUGUACCAUUCUGCAGAUAAAGUACUAACGAGCGGCAACACGAGCAGUUCAAGCGAGUCAAUUGCGUCUGACCCACAUUCAUUCUCAUCCGAUUUACCGGUGAAACAAAAACGUGGUUCUAUGAUGUCUGUACAUUAUCCAUCAAGCUACGCUCAACGAAAUAAUCCAUCGGUAUCUGUAGUUAAUACAUCACCUAGUAGUGGACGUUCGAGCCCUGGACAAGUACCUGGUAUUUGGAGAGUCCGUACUUUAUAUGCCUGUUUGGCAGAAAACGAUGGCGAAUUAUCAUUUGAACCAAAUCAAAUUAUUACAAAUGUAAAGGCCUCUUUGGAACCAGGAUGGUUAGAGGGUACACUAAACGGCAAGACAGGACUGGUCCCAAAGAAUUAUGUUGAACAAUUACCUUGA
Dufourea novaeangliae is the source of this 2565-nucleotide messenger RNA. It is a transcript of the gene Graf, whose product is annotated as rho GTPase-activating protein 26-like. Gene Ontology annotation, molecular function: protein binding; GTPase activator activity. Gene Ontology annotation, cellular component: cytoplasm. The transcript is spliced from 20 exons. NCBI's taxonomy places the organism in Eukaryota, Metazoa, Arthropoda, Insecta, Hymenoptera, Halictidae. The record is from RefSeq and is a predicted model, not a curated record. Gene Ontology annotation, biological process: signal transduction. Bases 106 to 2565 code for a protein of 819 amino acids.